ACGCGUACAGAAUGCAAUGAAACACCGCGGAAGAAUAUUCGAACUCGGCGCGAAACUACGGAAAUUACUGCAAUCCUCGUGAGUACGAUCGUCCGUGGAAAAGUUGUUAAAUCGACAAAAAAGCCCGCGAGGAAUAAUACAAUGUCCACAGUGUGCUUUCGUGUAAUUCAAACAUAACAGUGAAGAUACCAAUUAACAUAUACACCGUCAGAACGUGCGAACGGUGAAACGAAAUUCGAUUUAAAAAUGCACACACGGCGGCUCUAAUUGAACUCUAUAAAUACAACGCGACAUUUUCAAGUUUGCCCAACGGAAGUGCGAAACCUGUGACAUUUAACCGCGCAAUAAAUUGCCGGUAUUAAUCCAAGUAAAUAUACUUACGUCGAAUCAUCGUUCUUUGUUAAUCUUCCUCCCAGAAAGAAUUACCGCUGCCUCGCUAGCAAAUAUUGUUAUAAAUUGUCACGUCUGUGAUACUUUAAUAUUACGGACAUCGAGUGACGUUCCACACUUCCUAAAUCCUUGAUUUUCGCAGGAACAGUUACGAGUGACAGUUCUGAUAAAUGUUAGAUAAUUAUGGAGGUCAUUGUUUAUCAUCGUUCAAACGAUAAACGAUCUGUAAUUUAUAUGCUAGGUACAUGCGUCCAUAAAAUUGCGUUUAAAAGUAACGAAAUCACCUACAAGAAAAGAACAUGCAUCUAAAUGAAGCUUUCGUAUAAUCUUUUUGUACUUUUGCUCGACAAGCUGUUCAGGGUGUGCAAGUUGGAAUCUGUAUGUCACAGGGUAUGUAAUUAAUAGCAAGUUGCACGUUGAUUUGUAGAGGUACGGAUUAACAAAUAGUGGGGGGACAGGCAAUCUGAUAGUGGGGACCGUGUAACUGUCAGCGAGCGGACACUUGUUCAUAACUAAUCUAUAACUUCGUUAAUGUUAUGAAUCCAAACAAACGCAGAUACACAAGAACCUGUAUUUCUGCAAAAUGUAAAAUAAAGUAUCUUAGAAAGUAACGAGAGAAAAAAGCAAAUAAAGGCUUCGAGAGAGAAAAUAAAAAGGCUUCAUCCACCAUUUUGUAUCCGUUUUUCUGUACGCAGCUGCGAGUUCAGUGGACCACGAAGAUUCGUUCGGACGGUUUCUUAGAUUACUGGGGUGUUUGGAUUCUAGAAAAUUUCUUGCCGUCGGUGAAUUUGCAUUCGGUAUGUAAGCGGUCUCGUGUUUCCUGCUAACAAGUUUCCGCGCUGAAGUUGUACGCGGAGAUCGUCGAAUCGAGAACGAUAACCAACGUGACCCAACCCCUUCAUUUCGACAGAAAACCAUUUGUCCGCUCGAGCAUAAAUACGCUGCGGAAUAAUGAGCAAACAUUUAGCGGAUCGCGAACCGUACGGUUAAAAAUUUCCGAUGGACACGAUUCAGCGAAAGAGUUGAACACCCUAGGUAGCCAUGAGCUGCAACGUUGUGAUGCCGUUGAAGAAGUACGAAGAAAUCAGUUACCGGGUAAAAUGCGUGGCUGUGGAAAACGAACGCGUGUUCGGCGACGUUUAUGUCACGCGACAAACGAGGAACCUUUUGUACUGCGCCGACGGAUAUCAGUUUCCUUCGUUGUACGACAAGAGAAAAUGUAACCUGUUCGAGAGGACCUGGCAGGGUCCGGAUUUUCUGGAAUUGAACAGGAGAAAACCGACGAGGAGAGCUAGCGCGACGCCGGUCGAAGUUACGAAGAAAUGUUUGAAAAGGUCGAAAUCGAUGAAUGACGCGAGGAAUUCGAACGUGGACGUUUGCAAUAAGGAUGUCAAAAAGGAGACUACGAUAAAAAAACCGAAGACGUAUCCCCCGCCAUUACCCAAUCCACCAGAAAAAAAGGAAAGAACGGUGUCGUUGUUAGUGGAUCAGUUAUUGCUGGAUAUCUACGGAUUGCCAGACGGUGAUAGAAGGCGAUCGGAAAGCGACUCGACAGCUUCAUCCCUGAGGAUACAUCCGCAACACCAGCAUCUGCAAAAGGCGCGUCUGCUAUGGAAAACGAACCACGAGCUUCAAAUUCUAGUGUUGAAGUUGCGCGACCACAUCAAUCAUAUUGGUGGAAUACUUAUUCGACAGCUGCGACGAAAGGAUUAUCUAGCCAUCAAACGUGAAAAACAGUGUGGCAUAAUUACGGCUCAUCUUCAAGCUCUUAGCCCAAAACGUGUCGAAGACACGAAGAUGAGAUUCAGUUUGACCCCGCAACCGGGAGAAAGCGGUUUCAUACAAUGGCUGGAUGCAAUGAAGAUGGUAGCCAGGUUGCAGGGAGGAAUUCCGCCGGAAUUUCGGAAGAAGUUAUGGCUGACGCUGGCAGAACGUCAUCUGGAACAGCGCGGCGUAGAUUGGAAGCAGGCUGAAAAGAUCUGCUUCAACGAGUGGAGCAAUCCUGACGAUGAAGAGCUCGGUAUACAAAUCGUUAAAGACUUACACAGAACAGGCUGCAGUUUAUUUUGUGGAGCGGCUGGCAGAGACAAUCAGGCAGUGCUACGUCGAGUUUUGCUCGGCUUCGCACGAUGGAACAAGUCCGUCGGCUAUUGCCAGGGCCUGAACGUGUUGGCCGCUCUCGUUCUGCAAGUUAUGGAUCGGGCAGAGUCCGCCGCUGUGAAGGUGAUGAUCUACUUGAUAGAGGGUGUGCUGCCCGAGGGUUAUUUCGCGGACAAUCUGCGGGGCCUGUCUGUCGACAUGGCGGUGUUCCGAGAUCUCCUGCGGGCAAGGCUGCCCAAGCUCUCGAAACACCUGGAGGCACUGCAGAACGACGCCAAGGACAAAGCGACAGGCAGCAGCUACGAGCCACCAUUGACGAAUGUGUUCACGAUGCAAUGGUUCCUUACCCUCUUCUGUCAUUGCUUACCUCAAGAAGCAGUGCUGCGUGUGUGGGACCUGAUAUUCCUCGAGGGUGACGAAAUACUGCUGAGAACGGCGUUGACCAUCUGGGAAGGAUUGUCCGAUCGUAUCAUGGCCGUGACAUCAGCCGAUGAAUUUUAUAGUAUAAUGGGAGUUCUCACGAGGGAGAUGCUCGAGUUCACGGACACGAAUAAUCUCAUAAAGAAUAUUGUUAGUAUGGGGCCUUUGCAUGGUGUAACGGGACUUAGAGAGAAACACAGGUACAAUAUCACUCCGUGGGCAAGAAAACUAAGCGACGACGAUGACAGCGACACAGAGGAAGAUGAAAGGCUGGCUGUGGCUGCCGCGAUGUUCAGCAUGGCGCAGCGUUUGAAGAAAGUAGAUCGUAUACCGCAAACGAUUGGGGCGCUGCAGGCAAUGGCACCCAGCAGCGAUCGAGAACGUCUCGCUUUGGAUAUUAGCACUUUGAAACAGCAGUACGCCAAGUUACAAGAACGCCAGCGACAGGCGCACAUUAUACUUUCCGCUGCAUGUGCAAGGCAGACCAUGGUACCACCUCCUACUUCUCAGGCCAUGAAUCAUCUUUUAGUGGGCAAAAGUGCGCUUGUGAGUGGGAAGAAUCGACCCUUGAGUCUACCUUCUGGUACUGCAUCGACCAAGACGAGACCUACGACUCUAAAUCAGAAUCGAAGGGACAGACAAGGCGUCACUCUUCAUUGGAAAGACACCAAGAAACUGAAACAGAAAUCUUCCAACUCCUCAGAUGUAGCAGAGGGCCACACAGCAUCAUACCAAGCCUCAGAAGAGCUGACAUCUCCAAAACGAAACAACGCUGACAGCGACAGUGACAGCACAUCCACCGAAUUAUGCGACGAGCCAGAUCGGCUGAGCGACGUCGACAGCGAGGAUCUUACGUCAGCUUCCGAGUCGUACGUUAUAGCAGCUGACGAGGAUAAAAGCAGUCGAGCGGAUGGUUCACCGGUUCACGAAAAGGUCGACCGAUUACCCGAAGAAAAGGAUGGCUCGAAUGAUGUGGAGAGUUCAAAGGACUUGGAGGCUUCGGAAGAAAGUACCAUGUCGAUCGCGAAGAUUACCGAUCAGAUCAGACGAUUGUCGGCGGAGGAUGACAAUAAUUCAAUGGUUCCUCAAAAGUUCAGCGCGCAGAGCAAAGCGUCGCCGGACGAUUCAUCGAUAGCAGUAUUGGAAACGGAGAAGCCGAUAUCUAAUUUAUCGGUGGAAUACAAUUCGGAUAGCGUUGUUAGAAAAUCGUUGGUUUUGGACGAAUACGAUUACUUGAACGUCGGUAGUAGCACGAUUAGCACGAAAGACGACGAAGUAUUGGUCCACGAGAGGCAUCGACCUAAAGAGACCACGAAGGAACUCGAUCUACCUCGAGACGAAAUCGUCACGAUCAAGAAGGAUCAAGAAGACAAAUCACCUACGUUCCCUCGACAGGACACCGCCGCGUUCUCCAGUUACGUGACAUCGUUAGACACGAAAUAUGAUAAAGUAGUUGACAAAACAACCGAUGAUCCGCAGACGGAUAACGAGAAUCGUUUCAAGACGUCUUUCGAUUUUUCUACCAGAGUUCCUCUAGAAAUAAAGUCGUACGAUGGUUCGAAGACGGGUAGUUUGAUUAGUGAUUCAACUAAAAUCGAGAGAACGCUGUACUGUAAAACGUACGUGGGUCACCUGCCCAUUUCACCGGUGACGGUCGAUCAGAAAUUAAGCAAGCUGACACCGACCAUACAUGCAACCGGUAUCAGCGGAUUGACUUCUGAACCCUCAACGAAUGCAGUGACAACGAUGGACAAGUCGUUCACCGAUAGACUCCAGACUCAAACAAAAGUUUACUCGGACUUGCUGAAGAGUCCUAAGACACCGGACAGUAACAAGUCGUUCAGCUCGGGCGAAACUAUGGGACCAGACUCGAGACCUUCCAGCUUAACGGUCAGCCCGAGGUCUCCGGUCAGGUCAGACUCUCGAGACUUCUCGAUGGACAAGUCAUUGUGUUCGUCUGUCAGUUCCGACUCGAAGACGUUGGUUCGUUCGAUAGACUCGGAUGUCACGAAGACGGACACGAAGAAGGGCUACGAGGUGUCCGGUUCGACGACCCCCAUCAGCACCGACUCGUUGAAGAACAAGUCGGAGAGCAGUCCGAAGUUGGUGGUAAGCAGUUCCAGCGAUUCGUGCAGCCCUGGUAAAAUAAAGUCUUCCGAGAGGUCGUUCAGUUCGGACCUUCAAUCGCCAAUAAGUGCCAACUCCAUAAAAUAUACCUCGAAUUUCACUAGACGGGGCCAAGACGACGUUUCGGGCUCGUCGAUGGAUCUCAGCAGUGCCACUUCGCCGUUCUAUCCGAUAUCGAAUCCGAACCAGAAGACUCCGACGUCACCGUACAGCGGAUCCAGACGAAGGUCCAGCUUAGACAGCACGGAAACCUCGCCUGAACAGAAAUCGACCAGCUCGAAGGAGUCGAACAAGUACCUGGGUUAUCAGAGCAAGUACGAUUCGUUGAAGUCGUCUGAUGUCAAAUCUUCUGAUAUCAUCGAUAGCGUGCCUAGGAAGAGCGAGAGCUUCGUGAGGUCAGAGUUUAACGCGAAGAAGGACUCUACAACGAACUUGGUCAAAGACGGUGCUGAUGAUGUCAACUUCUAUCAAUCGGGCAGCAGCGACUAUUUUCGCAAGGAUAAGGACUUUCUAGAUGACGGAGGAGAUGAUCCUCUGUCAGAGAAGGACGUGGUACCAUCCUUGCCUAAGGAGAAACUGGACAAGCAUUAUAUGAACUACCGAUACAGAGACCGGUCGAAGUUGCUGGAGAGAAGUUCCAGUAGUCUGGACAGCAGGAGGUACGCGGAUAUGAAAUCGUCUGCGUCCACGGAUGAGUUCAGUACGUCGAUGGUAAAGAAGAGAUCCAGCGACAUCUUGGAAGAUAUCAAACAUCUGGAAGCCAAGGCCAACGAAGGAUCCUCGGACAGCGGAAUGCUAACGAAGAAGAGUAGUUAUAUUUGGGAGGAUCUGAAGAGCCUGGAGGCUAGGAGGCAGGAUACUUUCAGUAACUCAGCGAGCAACUUCUCCAAAAGACGUCUGGAGAUACCGGAUAUAAACGUUACCGGUGAAGGCAGGAAAUCGUAUGUUAUUCACCCGAAAAUCAAUAUCGAUGAGAACAGUGACAGCAUAUUGAAAACCGUGGCGUGUAGCAAAGAUAACGGCGAUGCCGAUGACGGUAGAGAAUCGAAGUUAGGCGUGUGGACGAAGGUGAAACCUCGAAAGAAGAGCGACAACGGACGUAGGAACAGUGAUCGAGCUUUGAAGAUCAUUCAGGAGAAUUCCGCGAUACUUCAAAAGAUUCUCGCUUGUCAGGCGAAGAAACGUUUGCCGGACCUCGAAGAGAUAUCCAAAGAGAUCACUAUUAGCCCCAUCAAUGAGGAAAUCUCGAAGAUAUUUAGCCCGAUACUGGAGAAAAUGGGAUUGAACGAGCACGAGAUAAACGAGGAGUUAGCGAGGAUCAAUUUCAAGGAUUUCGACAAUAUGACGGCGACCAGUGUGUCGGAGUUCGACGCGAAAAUUAACGAAGAGCUGUCAAAACUUUCGCUGAUCGAUGAAACUGAACAAAUAGAUCAUUUCGACGUGGACGAGGUGAUAUCUCACGAUUACUUGGACACUAGAGAAGCUCUGAUAGAUCGCAAGAUAAACGAGGAACUGUCGAAACUGUUGGCGAAUUACGAACAGCAUUCCCCAGUCAGUAUGGUGACCCUAGACAAGGGACCGUCCAGCCAGAACGUCAGCGAAAUCGAGGGACUUGAACUAUCCAGCAUCUCCACGAACGUGUUCUCCUACAAAUCAUCCAACGAUUCCAUCGAAACCAGAAGCGACAUGGGAUCCGCGCAAGAACCAUCCAUCCCCGUUGACAAAUUUCCCACGUAUACGGAGAACGUAUUGCCGUACACGGCGGUUUCCAAAUACCGAGUAGACGAUUCGUCACCGAAGAGCGACAUAGACAUCUACAGGGAGCUAGAGAAACUCGACAAAAUCUCUUCUGCUCAAGUGUUACCCGACCCGAUCCUGGAGCUCCCUCAGAAAGAAUUCUCCUCCAUUCCAUACGUCCCUGACACGUCACCGUUCAAAGACGUGUCACCGUUAAGGUACACCGCCAAGCCGGUUCAGUACGACACGUCACCCUUGAAGACUUCUUACGAUCCCUACAAAAGCUUCGACUUCAAACCCAAACUGUCACCUAAACACACACCCAGCAAUCCGUUCGUGGCAACGACUUUUGAGAAAACCGUGAUGGACCCCGCGUACGAGUACAUCAACCACAAACCAGAAAUCUCGAUCAACACAUACGACCUGCAUUUAAAGAGUCCUAUGAUGACGAAGGAGUCGUUGGAGUUCCGAGUGAGAUACGACGAGCAACCGGUCCGAGACGUCAGCACGGAUUAUAUGUCCCUUCAAACCGACAGUAGACCCAUCAUCGGCUCGAAUAAGUCGUCUCCAUACUUCAGCAACGGCAACGGCGAACCGUUGACUCCCACCAAGUAUAUCACCAAGGAGGACAGGUGUUUGGAGAGCGGCGGCACAUCUUUCUUGGAUUCUUCGGAGAUCCUCCGUCGCAAGUACGAUCAACUGUCUCCCAAGGAGUAUUCCCACGGGAAGAGCGCGGAAUACGACAAACACGCGAGCACGUUGUCCCCCAUAGAGGCCGAAACGUACAUGGGGUCGUAUUUGGCGAACAGACACCGGGAACUCUUUCCUAGCGCCAUCAAUCACUAUGCCUCGAAACUCUCGCCCGGUUUCGAUGAAUCGAAACGUCCCGUCUCUCAUCCGGAGUUUCCGGGUAAAAUAAACGUCGGGAAAUACGCGGACAUGCCCGACAGGACUGGAUCGAGCAAUUAUAAAAAAUCUUCUCUGAGUCUGGGUAACAUAGGGCACUCGAGUAAAAAGGUGGAGGACAAUUACGAGUAUGUGAUCAGCCCGAAGUCCCAGUUCAAUCCUUUCCCUGUCAGAAACACCACCAGGAAGCCGAAGGAACUCACGUUGAAAUUGGGUCUUUAUUCACCGAAGGGCACAGAUUUGGGACAGUUGAAGAGAUCAUAGUGCAAGAAGGUAACGUUUUCGUUUCUUUGGUUUCCGUGUCGUAUCGACGAUUGCGUCGAUGAAAAUGAAUGGAUUUUCUGUACAAUUGUGCGAAGUGUGGUCGUCAGAGUGACCAUGUAAUGAAAAGUGGGCCUAAAUCGUUGUUUCUCGUUCGUGGAGUCUGAUGUUGCCAAUCGUCGAAGUUAAUGUUACCGGUCGUGUGGUGUUAUAAGUUAGAGCAUAAGUGCCGAUGAUGAAAACCUCGAAGUCUACUUUCGUCGGACGCGAGUAUCCGAGGAAAAGAAAUUUUAAAGAACGUGUAUCGUUCUUCUAGAUUUAAGGAAACGUUAUAUCGCGACGAACGCAAUUUUCACGAUUUAUCUUCCUCUCUCCUAAUCGUUAGCGACUUAAAGUCCGUUUUUCUCCGAGUCUUUAUAGUCUACGAACGUUGACUAAUUACCAGAACGUUUUCCUUUCCUUUUUUUUAUGAAUUCUGCUCGACGAGAACGCGCCCCGUCGUGAGACGAGAGAAAAAGCUUGCGGAACAGCGUGGAAAUCCUCGACUAAACGAUUUCUAACGCGAUGCCUUCAAUCUCCCUCCAAUCACGCAGGAAAUCUGGUUAUCGCGGCUCGAUCGUUCGGUAAAUUGCUGUAAGUAGCUCGGAAAUCGCACGAAGCUUCGUGAAAAAGAAACGUUGAAACGAAAUGCCUUCCAUUCCCUCAAACUCGGUUCCCAUUUGCGCGAAGCGAUCUCGCGUGCGAUCGUAAAUCGCGGGAUCGAUCGCGGAAACCGUGCUAACGCGAAAUUUCCUUCGAACACAGAUACAUUAUAUAGAAUAGUGAUAGGCAACUGUGCCCGCGAGAGAGCUUCGACGUGCAAGUGGCACCCAGAUGGUCGGUAGAUUCACCAAUUUAAAAAUUUGAAAAUUUUUAUAUUUUUACAACCCCAAUUUCUAUAUCCUUGA
Molecule: messenger RNA, 8888 nt
Organism: Megachile rotundata (alfalfa leafcutting bee)
Lineage: Eukaryota; Metazoa; Arthropoda; Insecta; Hymenoptera; Megachilidae
Cellular component (GO): endoplasmic reticulum
Source: RefSeq, a predicted model, not a curated record